Molecule: messenger RNA, 4018 nt
Organism: Bubalus bubalis (water buffalo)
Lineage: Eukaryota; Metazoa; Chordata; Mammalia; Artiodactyla; Bovidae
Gene: PIWIL1
Product: piwi like RNA-mediated gene silencing 1
Exons: 21
Coding region: 698-3283 (861 amino acids)
Biological process (GO): regulatory ncRNA-mediated gene silencing
Cellular component (GO): P granule
Molecular function (GO): piRNA binding; protein binding
Source: RefSeq, a predicted model, not a curated record
CCUAUAGAUUCGGAAGCUCUAGUGGUGGAAGCAGUGUGAUCUGUGGUUUUAACCAGCCCUCCAGGUGACCCUGAUGCAGAAAAAGUUUGAGAACCACUCUCCUCCAUGGGAACACGCAUGCACUCAGCACCAAAGUUGUUAAUCUGGAAAGUUACAUGGGUAGGUACACAGCCAGCCACCUGGCGUUCCAGCUCGAGAAUGCAGUUUUAUCUCUUUGGAGGCAAAAUUCAAAUCUCAUUUGUUUAUCUGAUAAAUGAAAUAGCUUAUUUUAAGAGACCAACCCAAGAGUAAAUUUCUUCUUUUUUUUUAACAGCAGGGAGCUCAAAACACACCUGGUUACAAUUUCAGUUUCUCAAUGGCAUGUUGAGUGCACAGCCCGGCUCCACGAGCAGGAACAAAUCAAGACCACUGCAAUCUUUGCCAACUGCUCAUCACAGGUGCUCCCGGUACAACUCAGGCAAGGUGUGGGCGGGGUCUGGGCGGGGCUGUCUGGCCCUGACGAAACUGCCGUUCCCCGGCAGCCAAUCAGUACCUAGCACGGGCCGCUGCCUGCCAUGCCGUUAGCUCGGUUACCACGUGCAGAGCAGUUUACUCCUUGAAGUCAGUGUCCAUCCGCCCUGAAAAAAGAGGACCCUUCCCACUUCCACUGGCCCCCAGGCCCUUCAAUCGCCCAGAGUGGACAUUGAGAAAAAGGAAAAUGACUGGGAGAGCCAGAGCGAGAGCAAGAGGAAGGGCUCGUGGUCAGGAGAUGGUGCAGCAUGUGGGCGCCUCUGUGAGUCAGCAGCCUGGUUACAUUCAGCCUCGACCUCAGCAGCCGCCAGCAGAGGGGGAAUUAGUUGGCCGUGGACGACAGAGAGGAACAGUGGGAGCAACAGGGAAGUCACAAGAACUCCAGAUAUCUGCUGGAUUCCAGGAGUUAUCAUUAGCAGAGAGAGGAGGUCGUCGUAGAGACUUUCAUGAUCUUGGUGUGAAUACAAGACAGAACCUAGAUCAUGUGAAAGAAUCAAAAACAGGUUCUUCAGGUAUUAUCGUAAGGCUAAGCACUAACCAUUUCCGAUUGACAUCCCGUCCCCAGUGGGCCUUAUAUCAGUAUCACAUUGACUAUAAUCCAUUGAUGGAAGCCAGAAGACUCCGCUCAGCUCUUCUUUUUCAACAUGAGGAUUUAAUUGGAAGGUGUCAUGCUUUUGAUGGAACGAUACUAUUUUUACCUAAAAGACUACAGCACAAGGUUACUGAAGUUUUCAGUCAGACUCGAAAUGGAGAGCACGUGAGGAUAACAAUCACCCUGACAAAUGAACUCCCACCUACGUCACCAACUUGUUUGCAGUUCUAUAAUAUUAUUUUCAGGAGGCUUUUGAAGAUCAUGAAUUUGCAACAAAUUGGACGGAAUUACUAUAACCCAAGUGACCCAAUUGAUAUUCCAAAUCAUAGAUUGGUGAUUUGGCCUGGCUUCACUACUUCUAUUCUUCAGUAUGAAAAUAACAUCAUGCUCUGCACUGAUGUCAGUCAUAAAGUUCUUCGAAGUGAAACUGUUCUAGAUUUCAUGUUCAACUUGUUUCAUCAAACCGAAGAACACAAAUUUCAAGAACAAGUGUCUAAGGAACUGAUUGGUUUAAUUGUUCUCACCAAGUAUAACAACAAAACAUACAGAGUAGAUGAUAUUGACUGGGACCAGAAUCCAAAGAGUACCUUUAAGAAAGCAGAUGGCUCUGAAGUCAGUUUCUUAGAGUACUACAGGAAGCAAUAUAACCAAGAAAUCACUGACUUGAAACAGCCAGUUUUGGUCAGUCAGCCUAAGAGAAGGAGAGGCCCUGGCGGCACAUUACCAGGCCCAGCCAUGCUCAUCCCUGAGCUCUGCUACCUCACAGGUUUAACUGAUAAAAUGCGUAAUGAUUUUAAUGUGAUGAAAGACUUGGCUGUUCAUACAAGACUGACUCCAGAGCAAAGGCAGCGUGAAGUAGGAAGACUGAUUGAUUAUAUUCAUAAAGAUGAUAAUGUGCAGAGGGAGCUUCGAGACUGGGGUUUGAGCUUUGACUCCAACUUACUGUCCUUCUCAGGAAGAAUUUUGCAAGCAGAAAAGAUUCAUCAAGGUGGAAAAACAUUUGAUUACAAUCCACAAUUUGCAGAUUGGUCAAAAGAAACAAGAGGUGCACCAUUAAUUAGUGUUAAGCCACUAGAUAACUGGUUGUUGAUCUAUACUCGAAGAAAUUAUGAAGCAGCCAAUUCGUUGAUACAAAAUCUAUUUAAAGUUACACCAGCCAUGGGCAUACAAAUGAAAAAAGCAAUAAUGAUUGAAGUGGAUGAUAGAACUGAAGCCUAUUUAAGAGUCUUACAGCAAAAGGUUACGUCAGAUACCCAGAUAGUUGUUUGUCUGUUAUCAAGUAAUCGGAAAGACAAAUAUGAUGCUAUUAAAAAAUACUUAUGUACAGAUUGCCCUACUCCAAGUCAGUGUGUGGUGGCCCGAACCUUAGGCAAACAACAGACUGUCAUGGCCAUUGCUACAAAGAUUGCGCUGCAGAUGAACUGCAAGAUGGGAGGAGAGCUUUGGAGGGUUGAUAUGCCUCUGAAGCUAGCGAUGAUAGUUGGCAUUGAUUGUUACCAUGAUACCACAGCUGGACGGAGGUCAAUUGCAGGAUUUGUGGCAAGCAUCAAUGAAGGGAUGACUCGCUGGUUCUCUCGCUGUGUGUUUCAAGACAGAGGACAAGAACUAGUAGAUGGGCUUAAGGUCUGCUUACAAGCUGCUCUAAGGGCUUGGAAUAGCUGCAAUGAAUACAUGCCUAGUCGAAUUAUUGUGUAUCGGGAUGGCGUAGGAGACGGUCAGCUUAAAACACUGGUGAACUAUGAAGUACCACAGUUUUUGGAUUGCCUGAAAUCUGUUGGUAGAGGUUACAACCCAAGACUAACGGUAAUUGUGGUGAAGAAACGUGUCAACGCCAGAUUUUUUGCUCAGUCUGGAGGAAGACUUCAGAAUCCACUUCCUGGGACAGUUAUUGAUGUAGAGGUUACAAGACCAGAAUGGUAUGACUUUUUUAUCGUGAGCCAGGCAGUGAGAAGUGGUAGUGUUUCUCCCACACAUUAUAAUGUCAUCUAUGACAGCAGUGGCCUGAAGCCAGACCACAUCCAGAGGCUAACCUACAAGCUAUGUCAUGUCUAUUAUAACUGGCCAGGUGUCAUCCGUGUUCCUGCUCCUUGCCAGUAUGCCCACAAACUGGCUUUCCUUGUUGGCCAGAGUAUUCAUAGAGAACCAAAUCUGUCACUGUCAAAUCGUCUUUACUACCUCUAACCUACAGAAGACGACAAGAUGUGGCUGCGUUUUUCUUUUUGAAAUUAUAUCUUCAGGAUUUUUUUUUAAGCUCUUAUUUUUUUAACUGUUAUCUUUCUAGAUGAAACUUGGGAAGGAAACUAGGAAAUCUAGAGUCAUUUCUAACUUUACUAUUGACUUAUUUUAUAGGUAAAAAUUAAGAUUUACUCUUUUAUCUUGUUCUCAUAAAUGUGAGGAUUUUUUGUUUUGAAAAAGUGUGGAGAAGAUGUUUUUUACUAUAAGCAGAAUCUCUUAAACUAUUUGAAAAGUAGGUAUUUACUUGAAAAUGUUCUCAGGAGUGAGUAAGUCCUACUUGUAAAGCUAUAGUGGCCUUGUUUUUGAAAUACUUAGUUUGAAUUUAAAGGAGAGAAAAGGAAUAAAGUGGAGGGCUCACUACAAUCAUAACGUAGGAUUUUACUCUAUCUGAUGAUCUCAUUUUACAGGAAAAGCUGCCAUUAAAUAACCUAUACAAGGUAUAGGAAAAGUGUGAGAGUAUGAAGAAGGAUGCUUAUUUUUUAUUUCAUUUUGGGGGCUAGGUAUUAUGGGGGUUAAAAAAAGAUAGUUGAAAUUUUAAAUUUCUGUCCAAAGAAAUAUUUUAAUCCUGUUUAAUAAAAGAGACCAGCAGUCUAUAUUAACAUUACUUUUUUUUUUUUUUUUUUUGCAACUGGGACAUAAUUCCAUUUGUUAUAAAAUAAAAUUACAAUGAUUGUCAUCUUA